UUAGUAAUCAGAAAAGUGAAAUUUAUCAGCGGAAGGAAACAGCUCAUCCUAAUUCCAGCCUUUCCCCAUGGAUUUAAUCCAGGAUUACGAGCAGCAGUACGCUGUUCUCACGGCGGAAAUAACCGCCCAAAUCGGUCGCCUUAGCACAUCGUCCGGAGGCGAACGAAACAAACUGAUAUCGGAUAUCGAUCGGCAGCUGGAGGAAUCCCAGGAGUUGCUGGAACAGAUUGGGCUGGAAAUCCGGGACAUUCCGCAAGCGAACCGACCGGGGUACACUUCGCGGCUCAAUUGUUACCAGGCCGAGUGGAAGCGACUGCAGCAGGAAUUCACCAAUGCCAAAAAAGAACGAUCCAAGGGGUACGACUCGGUGGAUGAGUUUGACGAGAUUGGCAUCCAGGAAGACCAGAAACGGAGGCUGCUGGACAAUAGCGAACGGCUGGAACGGACGGGUAAUCAGCUGAGGGACAGCUAUCGGGUAGUGCUGGAGACAGAACAGAUCGGCAAUCAGGUGAUGCAGGAUUUGAGCCAACAACGGGAAACGAUUCAACGGGCGAGAGGACGGCUACGUGAAACCGACGCCGAGCUGGGACGAUCUUCGAGACUGCUGAAUUCCAUGAUGAUGCGAGCAUUGCGGGAGAAAAUUGUUCUGGUUUCCGUGGCCAUCGCGAUAUUCCUUGUACUGUUUCUGAGUAUUUACUUUUCGAUUUCAUCGGAUUAGGAUAGAGAUGUGUGAUCAUAUGUUAUACAGUCAUGUAAUAGCCUAUUUUAUUUAGAUGUCUAACUCACAAAGCUGUGUAUGUUUUUAGUAACGAUAAUCCUUAUUGUUUCCUGUAAAUGAUUGACUAUACGAUAUCAUCCGUAAAUAAAUACGAAAACAUUCCUGAAAA
Aedes aegypti (yellow fever mosquito) is the source of this 887-nucleotide messenger RNA. RefSeq names its product vesicle transport through interaction with t-SNAREs homolog 1A (gene Vti1a). Gene Ontology annotation, cellular component: late endosome membrane; Golgi apparatus; endoplasmic reticulum membrane. Gene Ontology annotation, molecular function: SNARE binding; SNAP receptor activity. NCBI's taxonomy places the organism in Eukaryota, Metazoa, Arthropoda, Insecta, Diptera, Culicidae. The transcript has 3 exons. Bases 68 to 718 code for a protein of 216 amino acids. The record is from RefSeq and is a predicted model, not a curated record. Gene Ontology annotation, biological process: intra-Golgi vesicle-mediated transport; Golgi to vacuole transport; macroautophagy.